Molecule: messenger RNA, 1172 nt
Organism: Protopterus annectens (West African lungfish)
Lineage: Eukaryota; Metazoa; Chordata; Ceratodontiformes; Protopteridae
Product: zinc finger protein 354B-like
Exons: 5
Coding region: 136-711 (191 amino acids)
Biological process (GO): regulation of DNA-templated transcription
Source: RefSeq, a predicted model, not a curated record
UCUAGACGCUGGGACUAAAAGCGCUGCAUUGUGGGAGUAGAGGGAAGAGCUUUUGUGUAGGAAAAGGAAGUUCUGUUGAGUCUAUUAAUGUUAUUAUUGAAAAGAUUGUUUUAUGGUGCUUUUUGAAAGAGUUACAUGAAUGGGCGAGUGAUGAAAAUGGAAGGGAAUAAUGAGCCCAUAACAUUUGAAGAUGUUGCAGUCUCGUUUUUAAAGGAAGAAUGGAAUGUUUUAAAGCAGUCUGAUAAGGAGCUAUACAGAGAUGUGAUGAGGGAAAAUUAUGAAACCUUGACUUCACUGGGUUUUGAUGCACCAGAACACUAUGUGACAACACUUGUGAAAGGGGAAGAAAAUCUGCGUGAGUCACUGAGCAGGAAAGAGAUUGUGUAUCGCAGCCCUCCAGAAGAAGAUACAUUCGCAAGGUCUGUGACAUUUGAAGAUGUUGCUGUCUCAUUCCUGAAAGAUGAAUGGAACAUUUUAAAGCAGUCUGAAAAGGAACUGUACAGAGAUGUAAUGAGAGAAAACUAUGAAACUGUGACUUCACUUGAAUAUGUGCAUAACUUGAUGCAAAUGGAAGAGGAAAAAAAUAUUGGAAUCUCGGGCGAAGCUUUGAGUACUUUCAAAUCACCGUCACAACUGCCGAUAGAUUUCUUCUCCAGCCAUCCUGAGAAAUCUGUUUUAACAGAUAAUCCUGUAUCAACUUGUAUAAAAUAAGUAGUGCCAAGGCAGAGAAGUACAACAGCUAUCAGUAAGGUGCUGUGAAGGCUGCUCAGUUUCCUUUUGGUGUGUAGUACACCAGAGUGCCAUUAAAGUUCUCCUUAGUAUUUUUAAGAAGGCAGUGUGUUUUUCAACAAUGUGAUAUGCAGUGCUACCUUAGAAAUGUUCUGAUACUCAGGUACUAUUUAUCAAAUAUGCACACCUCUCCCAGGUAGUCACAACCUAUCAUCAUUGUCUGUUAAUAUUUGAACCUUCCUUGUUGCACUUUGGCAAGUACACUAAAUGAGCAAAAUAAAGAACAUUUGUAUGUGUUAUUUUUUGUGUUUUAAGAAAACUGUUAAAACAUUUUCAUUAUUUAAAUAUUCUUGCGACACACUGCCCCUGCUUAUAACCUGAACAGUGGAAUACUUGAAAAAUGUUUAAUAGUUCAUUGAAUUAAACCAUUCAUUUGUAAUACA